AAGAAGAAGAAGAGCUUCCUUUAUUUCUACUCUCUCCUUAAAUUUUUCUUUCUACUCCAGAUGAAUUAAGGCUCUUCUUGUUCUUCAUCGUCACAUUCAAAUACCCACUUCGGGUUUAGUUCAAAGAGAGGAAAAAAAUGGUUCUUUCUGACCAGAACAGCCAGAAUCUGAUCAGAUCCACAAGCUUUCAAGAACAUGUGAAGUUUGGGCAGGAGAUUAGGCAAAACAGGAGGGCAUUAGCGGCCAUUAAUCAGAGUUUAGUGGGAGGUCAACCAUACCCUUGUGUUGUUAACAAGAGAGCCUUCUCUGAAAAUCAGGAAAUUAGUGAAAAGAAGCAGGCAGGUCCAGCUCAUAGACCAAUUACCAGGAGGUUUGCUGCACAAAUUUCAAGCACAAAACAAUCUUGCCUUGAGGAAACAAAAAAGAAGACAACUAAUUCAUCAUCAGUCUCAAACCCAAAUGUAUUUGGUGAGAGCAUUUUCAUAGAUGAGGAAUGCAAGUCCCCUCAAGAUCAGCCAGUUCCCAUGUUCUUGGAACAACCAGAAGAAACCCAUCAUAUGGAGGAGGUUGAAAUGGAGGAUAUAGCUCUAGAAGAGCCCAUUGCGGAUAUUGAUAGCUGCGACACAAAGAACCCGCUUGCCGUUGUUGAUUAUGUUGAGGAUCUUUAUGCUUUCUAUAGGAAAAUGGAGGGGCCAAGCUGUGUUUCACCCAAUUACAUGGCACAACAAUAUGACAUUAAUGAGAAGAUGAGGGCUAUAUUAAUUGACUGGCUUAUUGAGGUGCAUGACAAGUUUGCGCUCAUGAAAGAAACAUUGUUUCUGACUGUUAAUCUGAUAGAUAGAUUUUUAUCUAAGCAAACAGUAGUAAGAAAGAAACUUCAGUUGGUUGGACUUGUUUCCAUGCUUUUGGCAUGCAAAUACGAGGAAGUUUCUGUUCCUGUUGUAGGUGAUUUGAUUGUCAUAUCAGACAAGGCUUACACAAGGGAACAAGUUCUUGAAAUGGAGAAUUUGAUGCUCAACACAUUGCAGUUCAACAUGUCAGUUCCAACACCUUAUGUCUUUAUGAGAAGGUUCCUCAAGGCUGCUCAAUCUGACAAAAAGCUUGAAGUACUAUCCUUCUUCUUGAUCGAGCUUUCGCUGGUGGAGCAUGAGAUGCUCAAGUUUCUGCCAUCUUUGUUGGCUGCCGCAGCAAUCUACACCGCUCAAUGUACUCUUUACGGGUUAAAGCAGUGGAGUAGGACCUGUGAAUGGCACACAAACUACUCAGAAGACCAGCUCCUAGAAUGCUCGAGAUUGAUGGUGGGGUUCCAUCAGAAGGCAGCAACAGGAAGACUAACAGGAGUACAUAGGAAGUAUUCAACAUCUAAGUUUGCAUACACUUCAAAAUGUGAACCGGCAAACUUUCUAUUGCAGACUCAGCUAUAGCUAUAGCAGCAGCCCAUGUAUAGCUAUAUAUAGUAGCUACACACUAACAAUAACCAACCAACCAACCAACCGUGAUAACUGUUUGAUUCUGAUUGUGAUGAUCUGGGUUGGUGGGGAUUGGAAUUUAAAUAUGCACAUAAUAAUUCAGCAACUUGGGGGAAAUUAAAUUGGUAUAUUAUUAUUCUAUCGAGAUAUUUCUAUUCUAAUGUACCCGGUUGUUAAUUGCUCUACAGCCAUAUUAUAUUGUAUUUUUGUUCUAUGUUCCAAUUGAUCAUAAUACUCAUUGUUUGUAGUUUUAUUGUUCACUUUGGACAAUAAUGUGACAAUUAUACACAC
This is a messenger RNA of Morus notabilis, 1760 nucleotides long. Its product is annotated as G2/mitotic-specific cyclin-2. The transcript is spliced from 11 exons. Gene Ontology annotation, biological process: mitotic cell cycle phase transition; regulation of cyclin-dependent protein serine/threonine kinase activity. The record is from RefSeq and is a predicted model, not a curated record. Bases 138 to 1424 code for a protein of 428 amino acids. Gene Ontology annotation, molecular function: cyclin-dependent protein serine/threonine kinase regulator activity. Lineage: Eukaryota; Viridiplantae; Streptophyta; Magnoliopsida; Rosales; Moraceae. Gene Ontology annotation, cellular component: cyclin-dependent protein kinase holoenzyme complex; nucleus; cytoplasm.